CCGGCCCACUGCUCUGCGUCCCGGAAGGGCCUGCUUUUACCUCUUCUCCCCAGAGAGUACGGCCAGGGCCAGAGAGCUGGGAGGAGAAGUCGCUUUGCUGGAGGAUGGCAGUGACAGUGACGGAUGGCGCCGCCGCGGUCAGGGCUGGCAGCCCCGCAGGAUGAGGAGGGAGCCUGCGGCAGCGGAGGAAGAGCCGAGCAGGAGGGGCCCUGUGCGUGCAAGCUGUAGAGUUUACAUUCAAGAGGAAAUAAUCCGGAGAAAAAAGAACAAGCAGAUCAAGAUGUGUAGCUCUGGGGCUGCCAAGUUGUGGUUUUUGACAGAUCGUCGCAUCAGGGAAGAUUACCCACAAAAAGAGAUCUUAAGGGCUUUGAAGGCCAAGUGUUGCGAGGAGGAGCUGGACUUUAGGGCUGUGGUGAUGGAUGAGGUGGUGCUGACAGUUGAACAAGGAAACCUGGGUCUGCGGAUCAAUGGUGAACUCAUCUCUGCCUACCCCCAAGUGGUCGUUGUGAGAGUCCCCACCCCUUGGGUGCAGAGUGAUAGUGACAUCACUGUUUUGCGUCAUCUGGAGAAAAUGGGCUGCCGAUUGAUGAAUAGACCUCAAGCCAUCCUGAAUUGUGUAAAUAAAUUCUGGACAUUUCAAGAGUUAGCUGGCCAUGGUGUUCCUCUGCCAGAUACUUUCUCUUAUGGUGGCCAUGAAAAUUUUGCUAAAAUGAUUGAUGAAGCGGAAGUACUGGAGUUCCCAAUGGUAGUGAAGAAUACACGGGGUCAUAGAGGCAAAGCUGUUUUCUUGGCACGAGACAAGCACCAUUUGGCUGAUCUAAGCCAUCUUAUUCGCCAUGAAGCUCCAUACCUGUUUCAGAAGUAUGUGAAGGAGUCUCACGGACGGGAUGUGCGUGUCAUUGUUGUGGGAGGCCGUGUUGUCGGCACUAUGCUACGUUGUUCCACAGAUGGGAGGAUGCAGAGCAACUGCUCACUAGGUGGUGUGGGGGUGAUGUGCUCACUAAGUGAACAAGGGAAGCAGCUAGCUAUCCAGGUGUCCAAUAUCCUGGGAAUGGAUGUGUGUGGCAUUGACCUGUUGAUGAAAGAUGACGGCUCCUUCUGUGUCUGCGAGGCCAAUGCAAAUGUAGGUUUCAUAGCCUUUGAUAAGGCUUGUAAUCUAGACGUAGCUGGUAUCAUAGCGGACUAUGCCGCCUCCCUUCUGCCCUCUGGCCGGCUCACCCGGCGUAUGUCCCUGCUCUCCGUGGUGUCCACGGCCAGUGAGACUAGUGAGCCGGAGCUGGGUCCCCCCGCCAGCACUGCUGUCGACAACAUGAGCGCAAGUUCCAGCUCUGUCGACAGCGACCCUGAAAGCACGGAGCGAGAGCUGCUCACCAAGCUCCCAGGGGGCCUGUUCAACAUGAACCAGCUGCUAGCCAAUGAGAUCAAACUCCUGGUGGAGUGACUCCGCCAGUCAGUAAUUAACCAACAAAACCCUUGUAAAAUUUUCUUUUCAGUUCUUUUUUUUUCCUUUUUUAACCAGCUUGCAAUGCUGUUCAUGGAAGAUGCUUAGGAGGAUGAGAGAAAAAUUGGUAGACUUAGAAAAAGGGAGAAUAAAUGUUAUUCUGCUAGUAACGUACUGACUUUCAUUAUGGAGGCUACAGAGAUGUAGAAGCAGUGAUAAAAUAGUCAGGCUGUCAUAUUAACUGAAAUACUACAAAAUUUGUAUGCUCUUGGGCCAUGCCAUGAGGAACGUGAACAUUUUCUUCAUGUUCACUUGCUUUUGUUUUUAUAUGAAAAAAUGUUAAGGUACAGAUACCUGAUGGCAUAACCUUACAUUGUAUUGUGAGAUCUAUAAAAAGUGGGGAAAAUGUCUACCUAAGUUACAGAAAUUUUUCUAGACAUCUGAAAAUUCUGACAUUUCACUGUUAGCUAGUAGUUCAUAGUUUAGGAAAUCUCAAAGGGCUCUUCUUGGUUGGGAUUUCUCAACUUUGUGUUUUGUCUUUGUUUUUUCUCUUAAUUUGGGUGGGAGGGAAGAGUGAAUAUAACCCAAUAAAGGCUUUUUAAUGACAAUUGGCAUGUUUGCAUGAUGAAAGGAAAUGAACAGUAUUGCAAUGUCUGGUAUACAAAAUAACAUUUACUCAAUGUAGAUAAAGUUACUCUAGUUUAAAAUAUGUGCAUUGACUUGUGUGUGUUAGUGCUUUAGUCUUUUUUGAAAGAUAUAUGCUCUGUUAAUGUUGCUUUUUUUUUUAAUUCAUGCUAGUCUAACUUCCCCUGCUCUAUGCCUGCAUCUUUAACAAUGGCCAAAGUGAGAAAAAUGAGACCUUUUUGUCAACAAGACACUGACUUGAAACAUGUACAUUUAAAGCCUUUUCUUUUUUCUUUCGGUGGUUGGACAUUUAAAGAAUAAGGACAAGGAGCGCAAGGUCCCAAGUUCAAUCCCCGGUAUUAAAAAAAAAAAUAAUAAGGACAAGGAAAAAUAUUUUUAGGGGGCAGGCCAAGGGCCUAUAAGUUCUGAAGUACAAAAUUGAAGUUGUUUCUGAUGCCAGCAUUAUGUAUUUGCAUUUUUCACAUCUUACAAGGGAGUGUGUGUGUGUGUGUGUGUGUGUGUGUGCACGCAUGCAUGUGUAUGUGGUUUGCUUUUUGUUUAUACUAGCCAAACAAAACGAGAUUCUAGAGAAUAGAGCAUGACAGGAAAGUUUUUUUUAUUUUAAAAAAACCGAUGAGUUGUUUUCAUGACUUACACUUCCCUGGGGUAGGAAUACUUACUGACCUGAAGACGUAGGAGAAUAGAUGUUUCUUUGUGUAUAUGUAUGUUGUUCGAUUUUUUUGUUUUUCAACUGUUCCAUGUAUGAUUUAUUCAAGGCCAUAUGCUUUCCUUCAGUGCUUAUGGCUAUGCAUUCUCUUUUUGCACAGGAUUUUGGGGGUGGUGGCCUUGUUUUUGGUUUGGGAAUUUAGCAGUAUUGAGUCUCAUACAGCCCUACUUUUACACCUUCAAUACUGACCACUCUUUAUACUCCCUUUAUUUUCUGGAUUUAUACAAGCCCCAAACUGCAUAUGAGCCUUUAAAAUAUGGACAAUAACUAUCCCAAUGAUGGGUUUGGAGGGUACGUUAAGAAAUGGAGAUGCUACAGAGCUCAACUUAAUUUUUUAAACAGCAAGUUCUGUCUCCCUACAAAUCCUCUGAAGCUUUUACCCAAGCCCUUUCUUGCCUCUCCAGUGAUAUUUUCCUUCAGAUGGACCUUAACAUAAUUUCUUGGACACUGCUAUGUAGAGAGACUUCGAGGCAAUAAUAAAAGAUCAGUAUUAACCAGCUCUAACAGAGGUUUUAUCAUGCUUACUUGUACAGUUUUCCCCUCAUUUAAAAAAGGAAUGUAAUAAAAGUUGUUUUUAUCUGUAGAAUUAAGUAAUAUUAUUGGCAAAUAGACUAGCACCUCUACUCUGUGCACUGUCUCAUUCACCUCAGAGAAAGAUACAUGAGGAUUCGCUAAUCAUCAGGAGAUUCUAACUGCAUCUAAAACAAUUUGCACAAAGCUGUGGGGGCCUCACACAAGCGCCUCUGAUGCAUUAUUAACAGAAGAACAAUAUUUGGUACUUUUGCCUAAUGACCAUAUUUUGGAGGGUGCAUACUAUUUGGUUUAGAGGAAAUAAACAAAGAAUUGCUUAAUCAAGACAUCAUUCCUAUGUUCUUGUAGAGACCAUCUGAUUGUCACAUAUAAGGAUACAUUUUAUUUAAACAGUUAUAUUUUACAUAUAUAUAGGUUAGUGCAUUUAAAAAUAAAUAGAAACUUUUUAUUUAAUGAAAAACUAAUUUUGUGUCGGUGUGAUACAGGACCAAGAGAAAUGUAGUCAGCUGCUUUUUAACUUUUCUCGAAUUAGGCAACUAUAUAUUAGAAGAAAUAUUUGAAAUUAUUUUACUUACAGUUUUAUUCAGUUUAUCCAUCUUCUGUACAUUCACAUUAUAUUAAAACGUAGCUUAACCAACCUAUUUGCGGAUUUCACAGUAACACGUUAGAGUGAAAAGGCAGGAAUGGUCAUUUGAGACUUUCAAAACAUGGGUAUCUUCUUGAGUUCCUUCUAAAAUUAAAGAAUAAGAACAGAUCACUCAACGCACUUCAAAGAAACAGCGUUCAAUAUUUAAGUGGUAGUUGAAUUUUCGUAAUUGUUUAAUAACUUUUGUAUAAUGAUUACUUUUUGAGAGAAACAAUGUAUUUAUCAAAUGUGUAUAAUCAUCAUGCCAAAAUCUGAAUGCUGUAAAAUUUUUGUACAUUGUUAAAAUUGUAAUUCUGAAAAAUUGUAAUUCUAAAUUGUAUUUUUUAAAUCUUUCUGAUGUUGUUUUUAUGUCACCCAUGAUGAAAACUGGACUUUGAUAUCUAUACAUUUGAACUAUUCCAUUUAAAAUUUUUUUAAUAGUCUUUUUUCUUUUUUGGUGCCUAUCAUUGGUUAUUUCUGCUGGCUUU
Molecule: messenger RNA, 4436 nt
Organism: Fukomys damarensis (Damara mole-rat)
Lineage: Eukaryota; Metazoa; Chordata; Mammalia; Rodentia; Bathyergidae
Gene: Rimklb
Product: ribosomal modification protein rimK like family member B
Exons: 6
Coding region: 161-1441 (426 amino acids)
Biological process (GO): protein modification process
Cellular component (GO): cytoplasm
Molecular function (GO): ATP binding; ligase activity, forming carbon-nitrogen bonds; metal ion binding
Source: RefSeq, a predicted model, not a curated record